Colossoma macropomum (tambaqui) is the source of this 3013-nucleotide messenger RNA. RefSeq names its product adenylosuccinate synthase 1 (gene adss1). The coding region runs from base 35 to 1405 and encodes 456 amino acids. Gene Ontology annotation, cellular component: cytoplasm. NCBI's taxonomy places the organism in Eukaryota, Metazoa, Chordata, Actinopteri, Characiformes, Serrasalmidae. The transcript is spliced from 13 exons. Gene Ontology annotation, biological process: 'de novo' AMP biosynthetic process; IMP metabolic process. Gene Ontology annotation, molecular function: adenylosuccinate synthase activity; GTP binding. The record is from RefSeq and is a predicted model, not a curated record.
CUUCACUCCGAGCUUCGACUCCAGACCGGUCAACAUGUCUUCGGGCUGGUCAGCGAACGACCACAAGAGUUACACGAACCCCCCCGCAGGGGGAGUGAAGCGGCCGAGAGCGGAGUCCGGAAACAGGGUGACUGUGGUUCUCGGCGCUCAGUGGGGAGACGAAGGCAAAGGGAAAGUGGUCGAUUUACUGGCUACAGAGUCUGACAUCGUUUGCAGAUGUCAGGGAGGAAACAAUGCAGGCCACACAGUGGUGGUCGAAGGGACAGAGUAUGACUUCCAUCUCCUUCCCAGUGGCAUCAUCAGUACCAAAUGCAUCUCGCUCAUUGGCAAUGGAGUAGUCAUUCACCUUCCUGGACUGUUUGAAGAGAUUGACAAAAAUGAGAAAAAAGGCUUGAAAGGAUGGGAGAAAAGACUCGUCAUCUCUGAUAGAGCUCACAUAGUGUUUGACUUCCAUCAGGCUGUGGAUGGAAUGCAAGAAGUCCAGAGACAAGCACAGGAAGGCAAAAACAUAGGAACAACUAAGAAAGGUAUUGGACCUGCUUACUCCUGCAAGGCUUCUCGCACCGGACUUCGCAUCUGUGACCUGCUAGCAGAUUUUAAAGAGUUUUCUGCCAGGUUCAAAAACCUUGCACAGCAGUACCAGUCCAUGUACCCAGGUCUUAAAAUCGAUGUUGACGGUGAGCUGAAAAAACUGAAGGAGUAUGCAGAGAGAAUAAGACCCAUGGUGAGGGACGGUGUAUAUUUCAUGUAUGAUGCAAUUAAUGGACCCCCAAAGAAGAUCCUUGUAGAGGGUGCAAAUGCUGCCCUCCUAGACAUUGACUUUGGAACCUAUCCAUUUGUGACAUCAUCCAACUGCACCGUUGGUGGGGUGUGUACUGGGCUUGGCAUCCCCCCCGCAAACAUUGGAGAUGUGUAUGGAGUGUCGAAAGCCUACACGACUAGAGUGGGCAUUGGGGCUUUCCCAACGGAACAGCUCAAUGCUAUAGGGGAGCUGUUGCAGACACGAGGUCAUGAAGUGGGUGUAACCACUGGCAGGAAGAGACGCUGUGGCUGGCUAGAUUUGGUCAUCCUCAGAUAUGCGCACAUGAUCAACGGAUUCACAGCUAUUGCUUUAACUAAACUGGACAUCCUUGAUGUACUUGAUGACAUUAAAGUGGGUGUUGCCUACAAACUGAAUGGCAAAAGAAUUCCCCAUUUUCCAGCUAACAUGGAGGUCCUGCAGAAAGUCGAAGUAGAGUAUGAGACUUUCCCUGGCUGGAAAACUGACACCUCAGCAGCCAGGAAAUGGAAUGAUCUGCCUCCCAAAGCCCAGAAUUACAUCCGCUUUGUGGAGAACCACAUUGGUGUUCCUAUUAAGUGGGUGGGCGUUGGCAAGUCCAGAGAAUGCAUGAUACAGAUGUUCUAGAGUGUCUGCCUCCACUGACAUCAGGAACGUCUAUCAACAACAUGCGUCACCUCUCAGGAAAAUCGCUGGCAAUCUCACUAAUGUCACAGUCACUGGACUGGCAUUCACAAAUGCUGUGUGUAGACAUGAGACUUGAGACAGAACAGUGGGAUUUUGUCUAAGUAGUUGGCAUUAUUUGACUGAGUUGACAUGUUUGACAAGUAAGUUUUCACUUGAUAAUACACCUUUCUCUUGAUAAGGGUUAAGCUAUCUGACCUCUAAUAGGGGGUUGUGUCCAGGCAUUAUUUUAUUCAAAUAUUGUGCAAUUUUUUUCUUCUUGGAUCAAAAUGAAGGCCAUUUACACAUAAAAUACUUGCGGGCAUGUGUGUCUGUGUAACUGUGCGUAUGUGUGUGUGUGUGUGUGUAAGAGGCUGGGUGCAGAAGAUCAAACUAUUAAAAACGUCAGUAUUGUCCACUUCUUUGAAAAUCUUUGAGCUAGAGAUAUUGUUGACCCUGUUUCACAAAAUCUUGCAGUGGUUUUCAUGUGGCAUGACACUUGCUUUCAUUUGUAUUUCAUAUGAAGUUAAACUACUGACAUUUUGUCGUGUUGUAUCAUGUUAGCUCUGACUUUUGUGAAUCACGUUUGUGACUUGCAUUUAUUUACUCCAGCAAUCUCAGGAUCACAUUUACUCCCCUUUGAGUGCUAUUGCAUGAAAUGGCUUAGUUAAGAGUACAUAAUAUGAGAUCAUGUAUGCUGUCUGUUAUAGUUUUUCUUCAUUCAUUUUCCUGACAUUGUUACUCUUGAAUAAACGUUUCUCACAGUUUUGUUUCAUAUCAGAUUUUAGGUUAGACAGGACAUCAGUGACGCUGCUUCAGAAAUAGAUACUGACAGAACAUUCUGUUCCACUGUCCUUUGCCAAGAUUAUCUGAGCUGGCCUGCCAGUGGCCCUAAGGAUGGCAGUAAAACACCAGACGCUACUUAAGUCGCCCCCCCCACCGUACAAAGGUUUCCUCUGGUUGGACAUCAGUGAUUACAUUCUAAUAAAUCCAGGUCAGGUAUCGGAGUGAUACUUCCUCACAGUUAAGGAAUCAUUUGAUAAUGACCGUAUGCAGCUUUUCAAAGCAGCAAGAAAUUUGUGCCAUGCAGUUUGAAAUAUUAAAAUUUUGGGCAAGUAUUGUGAGACAUCUAUGGGAAAAACUGGCUGGAAUUUUAAUCAUAAAAAAAAUUACCACGGUGCUUAUAAUCAGCUGUCCAAUAUCAAGGGCAUACAUAGGCGACUCCGGGGAGUGCAAAUAGAGAAAAUUGCUUAGAAUAUAUAAAAAACAUCUUGAACAUUGACUGCUGCAUGCACUGCUGUGGCAAUCAGAAAAACCUGUGGUCGGUUUCAAACUUUCCUUUUACUCCUUUUACUAGUUAAGACAUGACUUUACUCCGUAAGUCAUGUCUUAACUAUUAACGACUAACUUAACUAAUGCAUAUGUGACUUUAAGGUGACGGUAACAUCAGAACUGAUCUAUAAACCCACUGCCAUUGAAACGCGACGGCAGCCUUCUGUGACUUUAAGUGAUGUAACCAGCAUAGAAGAAAACGAUGUGCACAAGUUAAACUGAAUAAACGAAUUAUCUACA